Callorhinchus milii (elephant shark) is the source of this 1650-nucleotide messenger RNA. It is a transcript of the gene cel.2, whose product is annotated as carboxyl ester lipase, tandem duplicate 2. Gene Ontology annotation, cellular component: cell surface; postsynaptic specialization membrane; synapse. NCBI's taxonomy places the organism in Eukaryota, Metazoa, Chordata, Chondrichthyes, Chimaeriformes, Callorhinchidae. Gene Ontology annotation, biological process: chemical synaptic transmission; neuron cell-cell adhesion; modulation of chemical synaptic transmission. Gene Ontology annotation, molecular function: neurexin family protein binding; signaling receptor activity; sterol ester esterase activity. The record is from RefSeq and is a predicted model, not a curated record.
AUGAGUUGUCGGGUGUUCCUGUGCCUCGUGCUCGCCAGUCACCUGGGAGAAGCAUUAGGUCGUGCCACACUGGGUGUGGUACACACCGAAGGCGGUUUUGUGGAAGGGACCAGGGAAAAUGAUGGGCUCAGGUCUGUGGAUAUCUUCAGAGGGAUUCCUUUUGCUGCCCCUCCGAAGAGGUUUGAGAAAGCUGAGCCACAUCCUGGCUGGAACGAUGUGCUGAAAACCAAAAAAUUCAAAGACAGAUGUUUGCAGACGACAUUGAGACAAACCGAUGUGCGUGGGAGUGAGGACUGCCUUUACCUGAAUAUCUGGAUUCCUCAGGGAAGUUCAGUGUCCACCAAUCUGCCUGUCAUGGUGUGGAUCUUCGGAGGUGGGUUCCUAGCUGGAGCCUCGCAGGGCGCUAACUUCCUGAGUAACUACCUGUAUGAUGGCUUUGAGAUCGCCACCCGCGGCCAAGUCAUAGUGGUGACUCUUAGCUACCGUGUGGGGCCCCUGGGAUUCCUGAGCACCGGAGACAGCAACUCACCCGGGAAUUACGGCCUCUGGGACCAGCACAUGGCCAUCGGUUGGGUGAAGAGAAACAUUGCAGCGUUUGGUGGGGAUCCAGAGAACAUCACUCUCUUUGGAGAAUCAGCAGGGGGCGCUAGUGUCUCCCUUCAGACAUUGACACCCUACAACAAAGGACUGAUAAAUCGAGCGAUUUCGCAGAGUGGAGUGGCACUAUGUCCCUGGUCGAUUCAGAGGAGCCCUCUGCAAUGGGCAGAGGAGGUUGCGCUGAAAGUUGGCUGCCCCGUAGACAACAAUGCUACCAUGAUGGCCUGCCUGAGGACCACCGACCCCAAAGCUAUCACGCUGGCGAUUCCACUGCCGUUUAUCAACUUAGAACAACCACUUGCGUACUACCUGAUCUGGUCUCCUGUCAUUGACGGUGACUUUAUUCCUGAUGACCCAAAGAACCUGUACCACAAUGCUGCCACCAUCGAUUACAUCGCCGGAGUCAACGACAUGGAUGGACAUAUCUUCGUAGGCUUUGAUGUUCACACAAUCAAUCAGCCUAAUUUGAUCGGAAAGACCUAUCCGGAGGACCUGUAUCAUCUCAUUGAAAGUUUCACUCUGGAGAAGGGAGAACAAGGAGCCAAUCUGACUUACGCUCAGUACACCAAGAGCUGGCCCUCCAAUCCAAACCAGGACACCAUCAAACAGACGGUGGUGAACCUGGAGACGGACAUACUCUUCCUGAUCCCCACUCAACUGGCAUUGGAGCUUCACUAUAAACAUGCUCAGGGAGCACGGACGUAUAGCUAUGUCUUUACCCACCCCUCCCGUGCUCCAAUAUUCCCCAGCUGGACAGGGGCUGACCAUGCCGAUGACCUGCAAUACGUCUUUGGAAAACCGUACGCGACUCCAUUGGCGUAUUGGCCCCGGGACAGGGACGUGACGGACUACUUCAUUGCCUACUGGACGAACUUUGCCUACACUGGUGAUCCCAGUAACGGCAACUCCAAAGUGCCCACUCCCUGGACUCGAUACAGCUCCAUGUCCACCCAUUACCUGGAUAUCAACAGUAAAGUGAACUUGGACUCAAUGAAGCAGAUGCUCCGCGCUGACUUUGUGCACUUCUGGAACCAGACGUACGUUGAGCUUUAA